Messenger RNA from Saccostrea cuccullata (small rock oyster), 1121 nucleotides. RefSeq lists its product as uncharacterized. Lineage: Eukaryota; Metazoa; Mollusca; Bivalvia; Ostreida; Ostreidae. The coding region runs from base 9 to 1121 and encodes 370 amino acids. The transcript has 2 exons. The record is from RefSeq and is a predicted model, not a curated record.
AAUUCAAGAUGAAACAUCCUAAAAGAAUUGGAAGGAUUUUGACAUCAAGCACAGGAGCAGGUAGAAACUUGGAUCUGCAAGAAGGACACUUUGAACUUUCUGCACUCAAUCCAGAAGAUCAAUGCCAAGAUGAUGACACCUAUGCAGAGAUAAGGUUUUCUCAAAUUGACGGUGCAUGUGCAGCAUCAUGCAUGGACACAAUUUCCAAAAAUACAAAAUGUUGUAAGAUCUCUGAAAAAUCAAAUCAUAAGAGAAAUACGAAUUUGCACGAAAAAUCUUCAUUUGAAACCGAAUAUGAUCAAAUCAAUCUGAAAAUGAAGUCGAGUUUUUCACCGUCGUUACAUAAUGAGAGAAAAGUUAUAACAGUCAAAGAUAAAAAAUUGGAUGUUCUAUCAUCGCAAAAAGAAGUUGACGUUCAUGAUGAAAGUUGUACAUCUCUGACAUUACCUCCAAGUUUGAAGAGAUUUCGAACAAGAGAGAACGAACAAUUGAAGCCACAUUUAUCCAGUUUACACCACACUGUAUCUGAAAACGAAUUUUAUAAUGGGAAAGAAAGAGAAAGAAAGUGCAUAGAGGAGAACUCUGCAGAAUUAAAUCAAGCCAAAUAUAUGGCUGCAUCUGGUCCCAACGUAAAGAAAGAUGAAGAUCGACCGUACAGUGUUGUUCAUUUGUCGUCAUAUAAGGAUUUGAAUUCCAAAGAAAGUGUGAAGCCCGGCAUAGGAUUCCAUAGCAAUGCUAAACCAGAAGAAAACGUUUUAAAGCCAGAAUUAAAUCAAGCCGAACAUAUUGCUGCAUCUGAUCCCAACGUAAAGGAAGGAGAAGAUCGACCGUACAGUGUAGUUCAUUUGUCGUCAUAUCAUAAUUUGAAUUCCAAAGAAAGAGUGAAGCCAGGUACAAGAUUUCCUAGCAAUGCUAAGCCAGAAGAAAAAGUUUUAAGGCAAGAAAUAGGUGGUGUCAAACAUAUGGCGGCACCUGAUCCCAACGAAAAGGUAGAAGAUCGACCGUACAGUGUUGUUCAUUUGUCAUAUGAUGAUGUGAAUUCCAAAGGAAAAGUGAAGCUGGGCAAAAAAAUUUCUGGCAAUGCUAAACACGAAGAAAAAGAAUUAUCAAACAAGAUCUGA